Molecule: messenger RNA, 2038 nt
Organism: Psylliodes chrysocephalus
Lineage: Eukaryota; Metazoa; Arthropoda; Insecta; Coleoptera; Chrysomelidae
Source: the annotation of a GenBank genome assembly
AUGUUUAGGCGAUCAAAAAAAUUAGUUGAAUUGGCAUUGCAAGAUGCCCGAGAAAAUGUUAAUUACGAUAAUUCUCAUUUAAACUAUGUUGAUCUUGAACCUAUGCCUGUACGACUCGAUCAAGAAGUAUUACAGAAUCUUGAUCUCGACAUAUUAGACGAACAUGGGAUGGUGUUACUUACAGUUCCGAAUACUGAUUUUUCUGAGAAUGAUAAUGCUACGCCACUAAACGAAAUAUUUUCUAAUGUAAUUUCUACCAAUGACCACAAAUCUGAUCAUAAUAUUCCUGGUCCAUCUAGAAUACUUACUGAACAUGCAUCAUUUGGUACAAAUACAGACGAUUCUGAUAUGGAUUUUGAAUGCAAAGAGACAAGUGCUUCUUUGGAAUCAGAAAACAACAGUAAAAUAAGUGACGUGAACGAAGGAAAAGAAAAUAAUGAAGGAACACAAUUUGGUUUGAAGAAACAAAAAAAAAUUAAUAAAAGGCAAGAACGUAAAAUAAAACGAAAUAGAGGCGAAAAAGAUUGCACAUACAAAGGUACUGAGAGAAAAGAACGUGCAUUAAAGCCACAUACUUGCAUAAUGGGAAAAUGUCCCAAUAAAUGCCGAAAUUUUGAUGAAAAAACACGAAAUAAUGUAUUCAAAAGUUUUUGGAGUUUAUCAUAUCAAGUCCAACGGGAUUUUAUUGCCUCCAAUAUUUCCAUUCAAGAAGUAAAAAGAAGGAGGACUCUAAACCCGGAAAGCAGAAAGGAUUUAACUAGAAGUUAUCAUUUACCUUUACUUAACGCAAAAGUAAAGGUAUGUAGAAAGUUUUUUAUGAAUACUCUAGAUGUAACUGAUAAGCUUUUACGUUACACAGAAAUUCAUAGAAAUGAUGUUUUAAUGGCUAAAGGCGAUCAAAGAGGAAGGCAUCCGCCUAAAAAUAAAACUUCUGAUAAUCUGAGAACUAAUGUUAUUCAAAUUCAUAAAAUAUUUACCAGCGGACCCCACACAGAAAUUCAAACUGAAGAUUUUACAGAACAUAUUAAAGAAAAAGAAGAGGUAUUAAAAAAGUUUCAAGAAGAUCAAAGCAUCUCCAAACUUAACAAAAAUAAAACUAUAUGUACAUCGUUUGAUUUGCAAAAAGUUCUUGGUACCCCCCAUGGCCAUAAUUUUCUACCCGGGUUUUCAAGUAAAUAUGCUAUAUAUAACUUGACAUUUUAUGAAAGCGGUACCCGAAAUGUUGAAUGCUUUUUGUGGGAAGAAGCUGAUGAAAAGAAAGGGGCUAACGAAAUAUGCACAAUAGUUGUACGGUACCUAGAAAGUGUCGAUGAGAGGAGUGAAGUGAAAAAUAUUCUAUUAUACUGCGUCAAUUGUGCUGGACAGAAUAAAAACCAUCAAAUGAUUUGUGCUGUUAACUGGUUUUUAAAGAAAUCUAAAAAUAUCCAGAAGGUGGUGCCUAACUUUUUACUUCCUGGUCACAGUUAUAUGCCAGUUGACUCUGUUCAUGCAACAAUUGAAAACUGCAUAAAAAAUAAGACCAUCUGGGCCUCUUCUGAAUGGCCGACUAUAAUUCGUAAUGCCAGAGUAAAAUAUUCCCCUUAUAAUGUAUACACUCUAACAUUCAAAGACUUUUUAGAUUGGAAAACAUUACAGAGUAAAACAUGUUUAACUAAUUUAAAAACUGAGGAUGGUUCGAUCAUCAGGUUGAGAGAUCCGAGGCAAAUUAUUUUUUUAAAAACAGAACCCGACGUUAUAAAUGUCUCCAAUAAUUUUGCAAAUAAUAACGAACUUCUUAGAACAGUUAUAAGAAAAACAGGACGAAAUCCUGUUCAAAAUAAUUAUAGUCUGGAUAGAGCAUAUAAAACAAGAUUGCCUAUAUCGACAGAAAAACAUCAAAGCUUAAGAAAUCUAUGCACAAAAGAAGUAAUUCCAAUUACAUACCACGUUGAGUAUUUAACUCUUCCUUCAAAACCGAAUAUACCCAACUGUCUAAUGGAAACAGAUGAAGAAGAUGAACUCCAGGACGAAGACUGAUUGAUUGAUUAAAAAGGACAAA